AUGGCGGGCGAUCGAAGCCGCAGCCGCAGCCGCAGCCGAGUGCGGAGUUCAUCCUCCUCCGAGGCUGCUUCCGAAGCGCCGUCGGCGAGACAAAGCUCUUCCGCGCCGGCUUCCGACGACGACAUCGAGGACUGUGAGGAGGGCCAGAGCCUCCAUGCCAUUCGUCCCGGAGUCCUGCUCUGUGACCGCUUCCGCGUUCGUGGGCGGCUUGGAACAGGAGCAUUUGCCACUGUCUGGCUCUGCGCUGACGAGGAGCAGGAAGAGUAUAACUUCGGCUAUGUGGCUCUGAAGGUGUACAGGGCCGUGGAUCGCUACCAGCUCUACGCUUCGGAGGAGAGUGGUCUCCUGCGCGAUGCGGCGGAGCUGGCAGAAUCUCGCCCGCCAUCCUUGGUGGGCCUACUGGGGCUCUUUCCCCACCAGGGCCCGGCAUGCCAGCAUGCCUGCGUUGCCCUCGAGCUUCUGGGGCCCUCCGCACUGGAGAUGGCCGAGCGCAGCCGAAGUUCUCGGCUUCCGCUGCCUCUGCUUUGCUGCGCCCUGCGGGGUGGACUCCGGGCUCUGGACUUUCUUCACAGGGAAUGCUCCAUCAUCCACACGGAUGUGAAGCCCGAGAAUAUCCUCAUCAACAUCCCGCCCGGUUCGGCCAUGUUUGACAUCCUGAGGAAGCUGCCCUUCGGCCGUGCCGAGCGCCUUCGUCUCAUGGAGGCGGCGCUUCGGGAAGGUGCGUCGGCAACAUUCAGCCUGGUGGACCUGGGGAACAGCUGUACCAGGGACCGCCAUGUCUCGGUGGACAUCACCACCAUGGAGUACAAAGCGGUGGAGGUCAUGCUGAAUGCGGGCUACGACACCGGAGCUGACAUUUGGUCCAUGGCAUGCACGGUCUACGAGCUGGCUACUGGUCGCUACCUUUUCGAUCCGCGGCGGAGCUUUGCCCGGCCGCAAGCGCUGCCAGCCCGUCCUGCUCUGGCCAACGGGCCGGAGCAUGUCGCCCAGAUCGUCGAACUGCUCGGGCCCCUGCCGUCGUCGCUGCUGGGCCGUAGCCGCCGUCUCGGUGCCUUCUUCCGAACGACGGCGGGAGGUCUUUUGGAAUCCGCCACGUGGCCUUUCCAGUCUCCGGAUGGCUCCGAGGUCGCAACGUCCAUGUCGACGCUUCCUCGAUGCGCCCUGAUCGGGAGGCUUGCGGAGCACCUGCCCGAGGAGCCCUCGAAGUUGUUGGCACAGGUCUUGUCACCCAUGCUGCAGGCCGAGCCGAAGGAGCGCAGCACGGCGCAAGAGGCGCUGGAAAAGCUGCAGCA
Messenger RNA from Symbiodinium necroappetens, 1292 nucleotides. The record is from the annotation of a GenBank genome assembly. NCBI's taxonomy places the organism in Eukaryota, Dinophyceae, Suessiales, Symbiodiniaceae.